Prosopis cineraria is the source of this 1648-nucleotide messenger RNA. Its product is annotated as UDP-glycosyltransferase 91C1-like. Lineage: Eukaryota; Viridiplantae; Streptophyta; Magnoliopsida; Fabales; Fabaceae. Gene Ontology annotation, molecular function: UDP-glycosyltransferase activity. The record is from RefSeq and is a predicted model, not a curated record. Bases 72 to 1478 code for a protein of 468 amino acids. The transcript has a single exon.
GUUCACAAGUGCUACACCAUAAACUAGAACUCGCUCUUCUUUUUCGAAUCAGUGACUUGAAACAGAAGAAAAUGGCGAAGGAACUUCAUGUAGUGAUGCUUCCAUGGUCUGCCUUUGGCCACAUGAUGCCAUUCUUUCAGCUUUCCAUCGCCUUGGCCAAAUUUGGAGUCCGAGUCUCUUUCGUGACCACCCCCAGAAAUGUUGAAAGACUUCCCAAAGUCCCUUCAAGUUUAGCCUCCCUCAUUGCCCUAAUAGGGCUGCCAUUACCACACCUGCAAAAUGGGGACCUCCCAAGAGGUGCAGAAGCUUCCACAGAUGUCCCAUUCCACAAAAUUCCACAGUUGAAAAUGGCUUACGAUCUCCUGCAAGACCCGUUUCAAAAAUUUGUGGCACAUCAAUCUCCAGAUUGGAUAAUCAUCGACUUCAUGUCUCACUGGGCGAUAGACAUUGCUCAAGAACUCCAAAUUCCAGUCAUGUACUUCAGUGCCUUUUCUGCUGCAACAACUUCAUUUGUCGGUCCUCCUGAAUAUUUGACAGGGGAAGCCCGAAUGAAGGUCAGGCCAUCCAUGGAAUCUCUCAUGUCUCCCCCUCCUUGGGUCAAUUUUCCUUCAUCAGUGGCAAAAAAGAAGCACGAGGCAUUUCAAAUGUUCAAAUUCUUUUUUGGAUCAAACGGCACUCCGUUCUCUGAUGUAGAACGACUUGCAAGGGUCAUGAAGAAUAGCCGAGCAAUUGCUUUAAGGACAUGCUGUGAGUUUGAGGGCCCUUACCUGGAUUUGCUUCAACAACUUCACGGGAAGCCAGUGAUACCAACGGGUUUUCUCCCACCAGACAUGCACGAGAGAACACAACUUAAUGAUCAACCGUGGAAAGAUACCUUCAAGUGGCUGGAUGACCAAAAGCCCAGGUCAGUUGUGUUUAUUGGGUUUGGCAGUGAAUGCAAGCUCAGCAAGGAACAAAUUCACGAGAUAGCUCACGGGCUAGAGCUUUCAGAUCUGCCAUUUAUCUGGGCUCUCAGAGAACCAGAAUGGGCUAAGGACGAAACAGAAUUUCUACCUCCAGGGUUUGCAGCGAGAACGAGGGGAAAGGGGAUUGUGACCUUAGGUUGGGCACCCCAACUGGAGAUUCUGAGCCACGAAUCAAUCGGGGGUUCGUUGUUUCACGCUGGAUGGGGCUCUAUGAUCGAGAUCUUAGGAUUUGGGCACAGCCUUGCGCUUCUGCCAAUGAUAGCCGAUCAGGGUUUGAAUGCAAGGUUACUGGUAGAGAAAGGCCUGGCUGUGGAGAUAGAGAGAGCAGAAGACGGAUCCUUCAGUAGGGAUGGCAUAGCAAAGGCUCUGAAGAUUGCCAUGGUUUUGGAAGAAGGAGAGCCCUUGAGGGUCCGUGCAAAGCAGGCUGCUCCCAUUUUCAGAGACAUGAAGCUGCAACAUGAACACUACAUUGGCCAACUUGUUCAGUUCCUGAAAUCACGCCAAACUAAGUGAUUCUCGGUCCUCGCAAGCUGGUGCUUGCGCAAUUAUGAAAAGAGUGGAUGGAUAUGUACUUCUACUGUUUACUUUUUCUUUGCGCCUACGCAUUUGUCUUCUGGCUCUUCAAUCGCUGUGAGAAUAAUCGUGCAUGAAAUAAUUAUGAAUUAAGUGGGCUUUAUGCGUUU